AAGAAGCUGCGGGCACUGAUUCUCGGGCGAGCUCUUGUCAUCGAAGGACCAGCCUCCUGGCGGCGUUGCCGUGGAAACGGAGCUGGCUGUGUAGAUGUGGCAAGUCGCCGAGGCAUCCAGGCUUUGCUUUAAGUAUCUGCGGCAGGGGCUCACAAGACCGACGCCAAGAUGAUGCUUUCAAGGGCCAAACCCGCUGUGGGCGGGGAAUCACCACACACUGACAAAAGAAAGAAGAAAGGGAGGAAGAUUCCAAAACUAGAGGACCUACUUUCGCAAAGAGAUUUCACUGGCGCCAUCACCCUAUUGGAGUUCAAACGUCAUGUCGGGGAGCAAGAAGACGACACUAAUUUGUGGAUUGGAUACUGUGCUUUUCACCUGGGAGACUACAAGAGAGCUUUGGAGGAAUAUGAAAAUGCCACGAAGGAGGAAAAUUGCAACCCAGAAGUGUGGGUAAACUUGGCCUGCACCUACUUCUUUCUUGGGAUGUAUAAACAAGCAGAAACUGCUGGGUUUAAAGCUCCCAAAAGCCGGCUCCAGAACCGCCUGCUCUUCCAUCUGGCUCACAAGUUUAAUGAUGAGAAGAAAUUGAUGAACUUUCAUCAGAAUCUUCAGGAUAUCAAAGAAGAUCAGCUUAGCUUGGCCUCAAUCCACUACAUGCGAUCUCAUUACCAAGAAGCUAUUGACAUAUACAAGCGGAUACUGCUGGAUAACAGGGAGUACCUGGCCCUCAAUGUCUAUGUGGCCCUCUGCUACUACAAAUUGGAUUACUAUGAUGUGUCCCAAGAAGUCCUGGCUGUUUACCUCCAGCAAAUCCCUGACAGUACCAUCGCACUCAACCUUAAGGCUUGCAAUCACUUUCGCCUUUACAACGGCAAAGCAGCUGAGGCAGAACUCAAAAGCUUGAUGGACAAUGCUUCUUCACCCUUUGAAUUUGCUAAAGAACUCAUCAGGCACAAUCUGGUUGUUUUCCGAGGAGGCGAGGGGGCUUUGCAGGUGUUACCUCCUCUGGUUGACGUCAUCCCUGAAGCGAGGCUAAACCUAGUGAUUUACUAUCUUCGCCAAGAUGAUGUACAGGAAGCUUACAACUUAAUCAAGGACCUGGAACCGACUACUCCACAGGAGUAUAUUCUCAAGGGAGUUGUUAAUGCAGCCCUGGGCCAGGAAAUGGGUUCGAGGGAUCAUAUGAAAAUCGCCCAGCAGUUUUUCCAGUUAGUAGGAGGAUCGGCUAGUGAGUGUGAUACAAUACCAGGGAGGCAGUGCAUGGCUUCGUGUUUCUUCCUGCUUAAGCAAUUUGAUGAUGUCUUGAUUUACCUCAACUCUUUUAAGAGUUACUUCUACAAUGAUGACAUCUUUAACUUUAAUUAUGCCCAAGCCAAAGCUGCAACCGGUAACACCAGUGAGGGCGAAGAGGUUUUCCUCCUGAUCCAAAGCGAGAAGUUGAAAAAUGAUUACAUUUACCUCAGUUGGUUAGCUCGCUGCUAUAUCAUGAAUAAAAAACCAAGACUAGCUUGGGAACUUUAUCUCAAGAUGGAAACCUCUGGCGAGUCCUUCAGCCUCUUACAGCUCAUUGCCAACGACUGUUACAAGAUGGGCCAGUUCUACUAUUCAGCCAAAGCUUUUGAUGUCCUAGAGAGGCUGGAUCCCAACCCUGAAUACUGGGAAGGCAAAAGGGGCGCCUGUGUCGGCAUUUUCCAGAUGAUUUUAGCCGGGAGAGAGCCCAAAGAGACCCUCCGAGAAGUGCUGCACUUACUGAGAAGCACAGGAAACACCCAAGUGGAGUAUAUCAUCAGGAUUAUGAAGAAGUGGGCCAAGGAGAACAGAGUGCCUAUCUAAAGAGCCCAGCCCUGGGCCAGGGACCAGCGACCAGCUUCCUCUCACAUCAAAUUGGAACUAUUCUCCUGCACUUGAACAUGGGAUCCAAGACCCUGUUUGAUUGACAUUUCCUUCCUCACUCUUAGCACGUCAAGAUGAGUGGCUGGAAUGUGUAGACUUAGCCAUCGGGAAGCACAGAUCUCCCUGGUCUGUACUGACACCCCAUGUAAUCUACUGGAGAAAGGACUUUGGACUUCCCCGUGCCUUUCUUCCAAAAUCACUCAGAAUACUCUUAUAUAAUUCACUGGCUUUUAAGAGUAGAUUAUAGUUUUGUUUUUCUUUCUCUGUUAGCAUUUCAGGACAUUUUCUCCUAGCUGCAGUGACAAGUACUUUUAUACUAAGGAAUGACUAUCAUUUGAUCAUCUUCCAUCAUCUUGUUCAUUAGCCCAUCCGUGAAGAAUACCUCUGAGUCCUGGGAAGAAGUCUUCCCCAGUGUGUGAUUCUGAGGAUGGCCGUGAGACCCUCUACCAACUGUGCAGUCAUUAGCAGAGAGUAGGCUCAGAGGCUCACUCUCUCAGUAAGUCAACGCUGCUCCUGGCUUGUUGCAGUGAGACAAGUUGAAUGCUGUAGGGUUUUUAAAGAUGAGGGAAAGGAAAAAUAUGGUGUCUCUGAAGGUGCACCGAUCUCAGAGUCUCCACUACCUUGUAUUUUAGGAGACAAGGCCAGGGCAAACUUCUUCGUAUAUCAGCUGAAUGAACAGCAAUCUGAACAUAGGGCUGUGAAGGUUUUCAUGCAACAUAUGUACAUUUUUGUUUAGUUUUGGUUUUUUGAAACAGGGUUUUCUGUGGACCAGGAUGGCCUCGAACUUGGAGAACCACCUGUCUCUUCCUCCCAAGCGCUGGGAUUAAAGGUGUGCACCACCACCACCUGUCAUAUUAUAUUACAUUACACCAUGCACGCAUUAUAGGGAUUCAUUGAUAGUUAUAAAUGAGGGUCCUUGGAAGGGACCUCCUAAUGGCUAGCCUCUCCGUUAUAUCUCAGCCUCCUGUCUCUGAGCUGAGAUACAUAAACCUCCUUCUACAACCAAGUAUUCUCAGACUUACAUCCCACUUUCAGAAAACAGACAUCUUUUUCUAUAUCCGAUUACCUUUGUUUCUAUGCUCUCUAAUUUUCUUCUGUAAGUUUGAGGUACACAGUGUCACCAGCCAGAACACGCAGACCCAUCCUCAUAGAGCAGAGAGUGGACUGGGAAGGAUGUGGAAGAGUUCCUGGAAGCACUGCUAGUUCUUCCUCCUGCCCCCGCCUCCCGCUGCAGGUGGCAUGGUGCUGAGCAGAAAGGAGAGGGAAGCCGGUCCAGAGUGAGAGCAGCCAGAGCAAUGGGGCAGCAGCUGGACACAGCCUCCACAUCUGGCCAGCCCCCAGGUGCUCUUCAGGUCUGUUCAGAAGGUGGCCAGUGUGCCAUCCUUGACAUUAGGCUCAGAUCUGAUGGGUCCAGAGCACAAAUCACAGUACUGGUCUAACAGAACUCCAGGAAACAGAGUCACAUCAUCUCCCUACGCCAACGCUCCAUCUUCUGGUUCUGUUGUUCCUGCUUCUUCAGUCACAGCUGAUUCUCACCGUCAAGGAUGUUAGGUGGGUCAGAUAUGGCUGUGAAGAGUUCUCUGAAGCAUUCUUGUCAAACUUCCCUUACUCUAAAGGAACAGGGUAGUGGGAGGGCAGGAGCAAGUCCUGGCAGCUGUGGGCAUCUUCCAGUGGGGUGCCGCUCAGUUCUAGGUCUUCAUUCCCGGAAGACAGCCAUUCGUGCUGAUGUACUUCCCAGGGAGGUUUUCAGAGUUUACUACUCAGUAGUCUGACAUCUUCCUGUCUUGAGGGAAGGAUGUCUAUUCCCCCAACAGCAGAGUUUUAGAUUACUUUUUAAAGUUUUUAAUCUACAGGAUUGAGAUGGAAACAUGAAGGCUACUUAAAGUGAAGCACAUGCAAUUCUGUUAGGAGGGUAAUUGUUUCUGGUUGUCUUGACAGGGUUUCAGGCUUUCUCACAGAGGACAGCCCAGAGGAAAAAGGCUCCAGGAUGGGGAAUGGGAAAUGUGUACAGUCUAUAGCAUCAAUGUACUAUUUAAAAUCUGUAAUGUAUACUUAGAAAUGGGAAAAAAAACUUUUACAAUUAUUUUUGUACUGUAAAAGAAUUAUAUAGCACUGUACUAUAUUUAAAUUAAAUUUUAUUUUUUGGUUCUUUU
This is a messenger RNA of Peromyscus leucopus (white-footed mouse), 4046 nucleotides long. It is a transcript of the gene Ift56, whose product is annotated as tetratricopeptide repeat domain 26. The record is from RefSeq and is a predicted model, not a curated record. The transcript has 18 exons. Gene Ontology annotation, cellular component: ciliary base; ciliary basal body; intraciliary transport particle B. Lineage: Eukaryota; Metazoa; Chordata; Mammalia; Rodentia; Cricetidae. Gene Ontology annotation, biological process: intraciliary transport involved in cilium assembly; intraciliary anterograde transport. Bases 169 to 1833 code for a protein of 554 amino acids. Gene Ontology annotation, molecular function: protein binding; intraciliary transport particle B binding.